UGAGUGCGGGGCUGGCGGGGUUCAGGGCACUGUUUCUGCCGUCGAGCUUGCCGAUGCUGCUGAAUUACUACUGCUGCUGCUGCUGCUGCGCUGCUGUCGAUCUUUCUCUGACACACCAGUCGAGCACUUUGAAUUGCAAAGAAGGUAGGCUGCAUAAACAAUGCGUUGGACACUGUGACGCUCUGCUGGUCUGCUGUCGCGUCGCAUCGGCCCUGUGGGCGUAACCGAAUUGAGCUCGCGGCGUCCGAGAAGUGCCUCGGUGUCAAAAGUUUUGCGCUCGAGGUCUGUGCGGGAGAUGCCAUGUUCGACUUUCUGGACUACCAGUUUAACAUCCGCGAGGAAAAUUCUUCCCCGUCGUCGUCGUCUUCGUCGCCUCCUCACCGAGGCGCGAGUGCCAGCGCCUCCCCCAGACGGCCGUUCUUGACUCCUGCUAGCUCGCAGUGCGCAUGUUCAGAUUGCUGUGUCAACAUGGAGGGGAGCAACCUGGAUGAGAACAGAAGUUCUCGCAGCGUACGCUUUGUGUUGAGCUUUCAACAUAAGCUAGGGGAGCUUAUGAUAGCUCGCUGGAUCGAAGAGUACAAUGCACGCACUGGGCGGAAACUGAAGUGGAGCGAGGCGCUCCCGAAUGCCCUCCACAUGAUAGAGAUCGAGGACGACAACCCAGGAUAUGUCCUCGAGCAGCUCUUGGCCGAAUCUCCGUUGGAGAGCAUAGGCACCUUCGCCGCCGUGAACCGCUACAACUCGACUUUCCUCUCAGAGAAACCGAGAUCGCUCAGACAGAUCGUGACAGUCCUCAUCAGUAACCAGUUCCUGUUCAAUCAACUGGUCUUCAAUCUCGCCGACUUGAUCUUGGCGCCCGUGGGAAAGGUGGUUGGAAAGCAGUUCCGAAAGCACAAAAAGGGAACUCGCAUAGAAGCUGUCGUGGAAACUUGCGGCGACAGUUUUGUAACCGAGAUCGAAGUUCCUCUGCUGGACACGCAAACCUUGCUCUUGGAACUCGACUACGUUGGACUGCCAUCGGGCGUUCACAGUCGGUCCCUGUUCGACAAGGCCAAGGACUGCCUGAAUUCUCUCAAGCCAAAGAAGAAGCCCUCGCCUCUCUGCGGAUCUUGCUUUAACAAAGACAAACAAUGUAUUAGCAUAGACUGUUGAGCUUUGAAUUGUAACAUAAUUUCCGGCAGUGAUGGUCAGUGUAGAGAUUGGCUCUGAAAUGCACAUACACUGUAGUAAUAUCGUAGCUGAAGAGCAUGUGGCCAUCUUGUGUAUUAGAUCUUCAGUCGCUGCAGCAGUUUGUGCUCGUGUUAGGAGGUGGCACUCAUAACCAGCGAUAGGUCAGUAAUGGUUACGGUUAGUAGAUCUUGUUGCAAUUUUGUGGCAUGUGCUGUUUUUCAACCUGAAAUCAAAAGCUUGUAUAUAUCUC
Messenger RNA from Marchantia polymorpha subsp. ruderalis, 1420 nucleotides. The record is from the annotation of a GenBank genome assembly. Lineage: Eukaryota; Viridiplantae; Streptophyta; Marchantiopsida; Marchantiales; Marchantiaceae.